Messenger RNA from Magnolia sinica, 613 nucleotides. Its product is annotated as egg cell-secreted protein 1.4-like. The coding region runs from base 31 to 447 and encodes 138 amino acids. The transcript has a single exon. NCBI's taxonomy places the organism in Eukaryota, Viridiplantae, Streptophyta, Magnoliopsida, Magnoliales, Magnoliaceae. Gene Ontology annotation, biological process: double fertilization forming a zygote and endosperm. The record is from RefSeq and is a predicted model, not a curated record.
UCUCUCUCUCUCUCUCUCUCUCUCUCUCUCAUGGCUUUUCCAAAGCUCUUCCUUUCUCUGGUGCUGACAUGGAGCUUCUUGUCAUCGAUUGCCGUGGCCCGGGCCCCGCCGACAGAGCAGAGCCUGGCGGCUCGGCUGCAAGUGGAAAGUCCGGAUUGUUGGGGGUCGUUGAUAGAGCUUAAAGCUUGCACUGGAGAGGUCAUCCUCUUCUUCAUGAAUGGUGAAACUUACCUGGGACCCAGCUGCUGCAGGGCCAUCAGAAUCAUAGAGAAACAGUGCUGGCCCACCAUGCUUCUAUCGCUCGGAUUCACGUCCCAGGAGGGUGACAUUCUCAAGGACUACUGUGACGAGCCGGCUUCUCACCCUCCACCACCUGGGCCAGAGGUUCCUUCUAUCGGACCAUCUCUAGCCCCCUCUUCGGCCCUCGGUGCUAGUGGUGCACCUUGAAAGAAUUUCGGCAGUAGGAUUUAAAAGUCCUCUCUCUCUCUCUCUCUCUCUCUCUCUCUCUGAUAUGCUAAGUUUGAAAUGUACCUCUUACAUGUACUUUCAUGUGUAGGAAGGGUACAUAUAUUAUAUAAUAUUAUAUAGAGAAUUUUCUUUUCCUAAUUUCUUA